Messenger RNA from Melopsittacus undulatus (budgerigar), 5375 nucleotides. RefSeq names its product vitellogenin-2-like. The coding region runs from base 1 to 5178 and encodes 1725 amino acids. The transcript has 35 exons. Gene Ontology annotation, biological process: response to estradiol; lipid transport; cellular response to estrogen stimulus. The record is from RefSeq and is a predicted model, not a curated record. Gene Ontology annotation, molecular function: lipid carrier activity. Lineage: Eukaryota; Metazoa; Chordata; Aves; Psittaciformes; Psittaculidae.
AUGAAGGCACUCAUCCUGGCCCUGGUGCUCACCCUCGUGGGGGCCCAGAAGCAGGACCUUGGGCCCAUUUUUCAUACUGGCAAGACUUACCUGUAUAGCUAUGAGAGCUUCAUCCUGCACGGGCUGCCCAACAGAGGUAUGGCAAUGGCUGGAGUGAAGCUGACCUGCAGGGUGGAGAUCAGCCAUGUGUCUCACAGAGACCACCUUCUCCAGAUUCAGUCACCGAAGCUGGAGGAAUACAAUGGCUUCUGGCCCACAGACUCCUUCACCCCGUCUUCAAGGCUCUCAGAGAUCCUUGCUACAUGCUUCAGCCAAGCCUUUAAGUUUGAAUACACUGAAGGAAGGGUUGGAAGUAUUUUUGCUCCUGAGGACUGUCCCAUCCUGUGCACUAACCUAGUGAGAGGGAUUCUGAACAUGGUGCAGAUAACCAUCAAAAAGUCACAAAAUGCGUAUGAACUACAGGAGGCUGGGAUUGAAGGCAUCUGCCAAACCAGAUACAUUAUCCAGGAUGACAGCAAGAAUAACCGUGCCAUCAUUUACAAAAGCAAGGACCUGACAGACUGCCAGGAGAAAGCAGUGAAGAACACGGGAAUGUCAUACAUCCGCCCCUGCCCCACCUGCCCCCUGAAAAUCAGAAACAUGAAGGGCACGGUGAUGUUCACCUACAUGAUGAAGUAUGAUGACAAUGAGACAUCGUUGACAUCUGCUGCAUCUCAGCAGGUGUACCAGAUCUCUCCCUUCAAUGAACGCAAUGGGGCAACAGCUAUGGAGGCAAGACAAGAACUGUCUUUGGUCAGCAUUAAAAGGACUUCUCUCAGUGCACCAAAAAUUCAGCUGCAAAACCAGGGGAGUCUUCGUUAUCAUUUCUCAGAAGAGCUACUCCAGAUGCCAAUUCCUCUAAUAAGGAUUAAAAAUCCAGAUUUACAGUUAACAGAAACACUGCGACAAUUAGUUCAGAAUAAUGAGGAAGGAGCAACUACAGAAGCUUCAGCCAAAUUCUUACAAAUGAUCCAGCUUUUUCGUAUAGUGACCUUUAAUCAAAUUGAGUCUUUGUGGAUGCUGUUUGGCAGCAACCCUUCCUACAGGCACUGGUUCCUGAGCGCCAUCUGUGCUGCUGGAACUACUGACACAUUCAGAUUCCUGAAGCAAAAAAUUCACGAUGAGAAGCUGAACAUCUGGGAAGCAGCUGUUACACUCCCUCUUGCCUUCCAUUUUGUUUCAAUCAACAAGCAAACCCUAGAAAUUGCCUCAACUUUUCUGACCUGUCCCCAAAUCCAGAAACUGCCAAUGCAUCGAGUAAUUGUUUACCUGGGAUAUGGUAGCAUGGUAAAUAAAUACUGUGCUCAAACAUCAGUUUGUCCAGAUGAACUUCUUCGGCCACUCCACGACCUUGCUACAGAAGCCACCAGCAAAGGUGAUGCCAAAGACAUGGCAUUGGCCCUGAAAGCCACCGGCAAUGCAGGAGAGCCGGCCAGUAUCAAACACAUCCUGAAGUUUUUGCCAACAUUCUCCCAGGCUGCAGCUUCAUUACCAAACAGAAUUCAUGCUGAUGCCGUAUUGGCCUUGAGGAAAAUUGCCAGAAAAGCUCCUGCAAAAGUAAGGGAGAUCACUCUCCAGGUCUUUAUGGACAACGCACUUGCUCCUAAUGUCCGAAUGGUGGCUUGUAUUGUCCUCUUUGAAACUAAGCCUGCUCUUCCAACUGUAACAGCAAUGGCCAGCUCGCUGCUGACGGAGACCAGUUUACAAGUAGCCAGUUUCACAUAUUCGCACAUGAAGGCUUUGGCAGCAGGAAGGAUCCCACAGCUCUAUAGUCUAUCUGCUUCUUGCAACAUUGCCAUCAAACUACUGAGUCCCAGACUUGACAGGCUGAGCUAUCGCUACAGCAAGGUCAUUCAUGUUGGUGAUUAUUCCUCUAAAUACCAGGCUGGUGCGAUUUGGAGGAUCUAUCUCAUGAACAGUCCCAACAGCAUAUUUCCAUCUGAUAUAAUCACAAAAGUAAGAGCAUAUUAUGCAAAUACUGCAACAGAUAUUAUUGAGGUGGCUCUCCGGUCACAAAGCCUAACCAAGUUUAUCAACAAUCAGAAUAUUCCUUUUGCUGAGUAUGAUACACACAAGACCCUGAAGGAACUUGGUAAAACACUUCUGGGAUGGAAAGAACUGCCGCCUGAGAACCCUCUGGUGUCUGCUUACAUCAAAAUACUGGGGCAAGAGAUUGCAUUUGUUGACAUCGAUAAAAAUGCCAUUGAGCAGACCAUGACGAGUCUAACUGGAUCAUCAAACUGGCAGAUGGUGGUGAAAAAAGUGGUGGAAGAGGUCCAGCGAGGCAUUUCAGCCCAAUGGACCCUGCCGGUGAUGGUAGGCGAGCUGCGGCACAUUGUCCCCACGGUGGUCGGCGUCCCACUGGAGCUCAGUCUGUGUGGUGCCACCUUGGCCCAGGCUGUGGCCGAUGUGGAUAUACAUAUAUCACCACAAUUAUCUGACGACUUCAGACCUUCACAGCUGUUGGAAACCAACAUAGAUAUUCAUGCUGACAUCAAGCCAAAGGCAUAUUUUCAUAUGAUUGCAAUGAUGGGGAUUAAUACACAAUACUUUCAGAGUGGUCUUGAAUUUCAUGCAGAGUUCAGUGCCAACACUACAAUGAAAUUUGAUGCCAGGAUCAAUAUGAAAGAGAAUAAUCUGAAGAUUGAAACCCUUCCCUGCCGUCAGAAGGUUGAGCUCGCAGCUGUGAGGAGUGAAGUUUAUGCUAUUUCAAGGAACAUGGAAGAAGAUUCUGAAAAGAAAUCCCAGAUUCUUCCUGAAGGAGAACUACCAAGUAUCUCCAACCAGCCAUUUCAGCCACCAGAAAGGUCUCCAAGACCUAGCAGCUGGAAGCAAAGCAAUAUUCCUAAUGUGAUAUCCAAAGGCUAUCCAAAGGAAGAAGCACAUCAUCCCAGCGUAGGAGGAAGAUUUUACACACACACCCUCUGUAGAAAACUUGAGAGUUUGGGAUGUUCUGCUUGUCUCAGCCUAAAGUCACAAAAUUCUGCUUUCCAACGAACUAGCCAUCUGCACAAACUGCUUGGAGACUUUGAAGCCAAAAUAAUUUUGAAGCCAGUUCACACAGAUGCUGAUAUCGAAAAAAUUCAGCUGGAGAUUCAGGCAGGAUCCAAAGCAGCUUCCAAAAUAAUUGAUGUAGCAAGCUCAGGGUCUAAGGAAGAGGAUGAGACAACCCCGUACAAGGAUAUUCAGGCUAAACUAAAGAAGAUUCUAGGCACUGAAAAUGUGUUCAAGGUCUCAAAUAAAACACGGCGCCAUAGGAAACGUGUUCACAGAACUGAAGAGGCUGCAAAUAGAAACCUCUGGGCAGACCCCAGUGCACCGCCCCUCUCCAGUUCAUCCUCUUCGUCCACUGAUUCCUCUGCUGAUGGUAAAGAGCCUGGAAAUGAACACAGGAAAGAUGAAACAAGGCAAUCUGGGAAGAAGCGUGGCAGCAGCAGCAAAAGCAGCAGCAGAAGCAGCAGUGGCAGGUCUGCUAGCAGUAAAAGCUGUAGCAGCAGCAGAGAAGGCAGCUCUGGAGACAGGCACUGCAGUGGGGACAGUAAAUAUUCCAACCAGCAGGCAAGUCUACCUAUUUACCAGUUUUGGUUCAAACCAGCAGAUGACCAGGAGCCAGGAAGGGAAGCCCUGAACAACAGCACGGGCUCCUCUUCUUCUUCAGCUAGUGAUGAAAGCAUCUUUAGAGCUCAGGUGAGUCCUAAAUUCUUGGGAGACAGUAAACCACCAAUACUGGCUGCAGUCCUUCGUGCCAUCCACAGAAAAAAGCAGCCAACAGGAUUACAGCUUGUACUGUACACUGACACACAACGCAGGAGAUGGAGGGUACAGAUGUUCAUUUCAAGCAUCACAGUAUCAAACAGAUGGAAAGUCUGUGCUGACGCUUCAGUAAUAAAUGCCCAUAAAGUAUUUGGUUUUCUUAAAUGGGGUAAAGAUUGCCAGGAGUACUGGAUUACUACUCAUAUUGCAACAGGACUAUUUGCUACUUAUCCAGCUAUGCAGAUGAAGCUGGAGUGGCCUAAAGUACCUUCAACAGUUCGAACAACAGCAAGAUGGUUCUACUCAUUUCUUCCAGAAGCUGCAUAUGUGCUUGGGUACUCCCAAAGGCAACAGUAUGGUCCCUCUCACCAGGCAACCUUAGUUAUGGCUCUGACAUCUCCUAGAACCUCCAGUGUGAUCCUCAGGCUACCUGAGCUCACAAUCUAUGACAGCGCCAUCAGGCUUCCCCUGCCAUUCCCUUCAAGUCCAGGUACACCGAUUGCAACAGUACCAUCCCCUGACCAGAAUGUCUUUAUCCAAGCAACACUUCUAAUCACUGAAAAGCUUAAAGCUCGUUGUUCAGUUUUCCAAAAUGUGAUCACAACCUUCAAUGGCAUUAAAUUCAACUAUUCAAUGCCUGCAAAUUGCUACCAUGUCUUGGCGCAGGACUGUAGUCCAGAACUGAAAUUCCUGGUCAUGAUGAAAAGACUUGAAGAGUCUGCUGACUUUACAGCAAUAAAUGUCAGGCUUGCCAGCCAUGAGAUUGACAUGUAUGUUUCCAAUGGACUCAUUCAGCUGAAGAUUAAUGGUGUUCAAGCCCCAACAAACGUUCCAUACACAUCUAAUUCCGAUGCAAACAUGCUGAUUAGCAGUGAAAACGAAGGCCUGUCACUAACAGCUCCGGAUUAUGGCAUAGAUAAAAUAUAUUAUGAUGGCCAUAGACUUGAGAUUCAGGUUGCUUUCUGGAUGGCUGGAAAAACAUGCGGUAUCUGUGGAAAAUAUGAUGCUGAGAAGGAAAGGGAAUAUCAAAUGCCCAGUGGAUAUUUAGCUAAAGAUGCAGUGAGUUUUGGUCAGUCCUGGAUUAUCUCAGAAGACCCUUGUGCUGGAGCUUGCAAGCUGCAGCGCAGAUUUGUCAAAAUUGACAAGCCCAUUGCAUAUGAGAAGGCGGCAGCAAAAUGCUUCUCCGUGGAGCCUGUUCUACGCUGCGUAGAAGGCUGUUCAGCAACCAGGACUGUUCCCGUCUCCGUGGGCUUCCACUGUGUGCCAGCUGGCUCCGCUGUCAGCCUGGAAGGGCAGAAGAGGCUAGACGAGAAACCCGAGGACGCCGUGAGCACGGUUUCUGCUCACACAGCGUGUUCCUGCCAGCAGCAGUCCUGCCCGGCGUGAGGCCCCGCUCCACUGGUUCCUCUCGCUACUGGGUGUCGGUGUGAGCCCGCACCGCCUGUGGCCCUGCGGCACGGCUGGUUUGGGCAGCGAGGACAAGCUGUCCUCUUCAGGAGACCGCUCUUCUCUAGUUCUUCUAGAGAUCGUGACAGUAAACCUGGACACCCUUCGCCGGGCUUGAUCCUUUAAUAAAACGUUGG